AUGUCGGAAACUGAGACGUUCGCUUUCCAGGCCGAGAUCAACCAGCUUCUCAGUCUUAUAAUCAACACCUUCUACAGCAACAAGGAGAUUUUCCUUCGUGAACUCAUUAGCAAUGCAUCUGAUGCUUUGGACAAGAUUCGAUUUGAGAGUUUGACAGACAAGAGCAAGCUUGAUGCUCAGCCAGAAUUGUUCAUCCACAUUAUUCCUGACAAGACCAGUAACACAUUGACUAUCAUUGACAGUGGAAUUGGCAUGACUAAGGCUGAUUUGGUGAACAACUUGGGUACAAUUGCAAGGUCUGGGACCAAGGAGUUCAUGGAAGCGCUGGCUGCAGGUGCUGAUGUGAGCAUGAUAGGACAGUUUGGUGUUGGUUUCUACUCUGCUUAUCUUGUAGCCGAGAAGGUUAUUGUUACCUCAAAGCACAAUGAUGAUGAGCAGUAUGUAUGGGAGUCCCAAGCUGGUGGGUCAUUCACUGUGACUAGGGAUACAGAUGGUGAGAAUCUUGGCAGGGGAACAAAGAUUACUUUGUAUCUCAAGGAAGAUCAGCUUGAGUAUCUUGAGGAACGCCGAUUGAAGGACUUGAUAAAGAAGCAUUCGGAAUUCAUCAGUUAUCCAAUUUCUCUUUGGAUCGAGAAGACUGUUGAGAAGGAGAUUUCUGAUGAUGAGGAUGAGGAAGAGAAAAAAGAAGAGGAGGGUAAAGUUGAAGAGCUCGAUGAAGAUAAGGAGGAGAAGAAAAAGAAGAAAAUUAAGGAGGUGUCUCAUGAGUGGUCUCUGGUGAACAAACAGAAGCCUAUCUGGAUGAGGAAACCUGAGGAGAUUACAAAAGAAGAAUAUGCUGCUUUCUAUAAGAGUCUUACCAAUGAUUGGGAAGAACAUUUGGCUGUUAAGCACUUUUCUGUUGAGGGUCAGUUGGAGUUUAAGGCUAUCCUCUUUAUCCCCAAGAGGGCACCUUUUGAUAUCUUUGACACAAGGAAGAAGCCAAACAAUAUUAAACUGUAUGUCCGCAGAGUCUUCAUCAUGGACAACUGUGAGGAGUUGAUUCCAGAAUAUCUUAGCUUUGUUAAAGGUAUCGUGGAUUCUGAGGACCUUCCUCUCAACAUUUCUAGGGAAAUGUUGCAGCAAAACAAGAUCCUUAAAGUCAUCCGGAAGAACUUGGUCAAGAAGUGCAUUGAGCUUUUCUUUGAAAUUGCCGAGAACAAGGAGGAUUAUAACAAGUUCUACGAAGCCUUCUCUAAGAACUUGAAAUUGGGCAUUCAUGAGGAUUCCCAGAAUAAGACAAAGCUAGCUGAAUUGCUGAGGUAUCACUCCUCAAAGAGUGGUGAUGAGAUGACUAGCCUCAAGGAUUAUGUUACCAGGAUGAAGGAAGGACAGAGUGACAUCUACUACAUUACUGGUGAAAGCAGGAAAGCUGUUGAGAAUUCCCCCUUCUUGGAGAGGCUUAAGAAGAAGGGAUAUGAGGUGCUUUUCAUGGUUGAUGCUAUUGAUGAAUAUGCUGUUGGCCAGCUUAAGGAAUUUGAGGGAAAGAAGUUGGUCUCUGCUACUAAAGAAGGCCUGAAACUUGAUGAGAGUGAAGAUGAGAAAAAAAGGAAGGAAGAGUUGAAGGAGAAAUUUGACGGUCUUUGCAAGGUGAUAAAGGAUGUGUUGGGUGACAAGGUGGAGAAGGUUGUGGUGUCUGAUCGUGUUGUUGAUUCUCCUUGCUGUCUUGUGACUGGUGAAUAUGGAUGGACAGCCAACAUGGAAAGAAUCAUGAAGGCACAGGCAUUGAGGGACAGCAGCAUGGCUGGAUACAUGUCUAGCAAGAAGACAAUGGAGAUUAACCCGGAGAAUCCCAUCAUGGAUGAGCUGAGGAAGCGAGCAGAUGCUGACAAGAAUGAUAAAUCUGUGAAGGAUCUCGUACUCUUGCUGUUUGAGACUGCUCUCCUAACUUCUGGGUUCAGCCUUGAUGAUCCCAACACUUUUGGUAACAGAAUUCACAGGAUGCUGAAGCUUGGACUGAGUAUUGACGAGGAUGCUGGUGAUGCAGAUGCUGACAUGCCACCCCUGGAGGAUGCUGAUGCUGAUGCUGAGGGCAGCAAGAUGGAAGAAGUUGACUAA
Messenger RNA from Sphenostylis stenocarpa, 2094 nucleotides. Lineage: Eukaryota; Viridiplantae; Streptophyta; Magnoliopsida; Fabales; Fabaceae. The record is from the annotation of a GenBank genome assembly.